CGAGAUCCUUUGUUGAGUUUAGUUUGGUUUCCUCAGGCUACGCUUUCGCGUCUCCGACCUCGUGUUACUCAUACACAAUAAAGACAUUUCGUCUUCUCGGUUUUUUAACGUAGUAUUUGUACGAGAUUCAACGAAAACAUGUCAAGCUACACUAGUAGAACAGUUUUAAAGUAUUCCCGCCGCAAAAAGGUGGGGGGAAAAACUUAAGAGUGUGAGAAGCUGCAUUCUUUUGUUCAACCGAGAUUUGCAACAGGUCCUCCCUCCCCCUUCUACAGAGUCUCACUUCCAAGUCAGCAGAGCCAUUUUCCCAUAAACGCGUCAAAGACCAGGAAAAAUGAUUUUACUUACUUAUAGUAUGCUGGUCACUUCUGGCAGUGAGACAGAAGAUGAGGAUAACACUGAUGUCCCUCUGGAUCUGUCUUCGAGUCGCGGAUCUGCAGCCAAAAGAAAAAGGAGAGGCAACCUGCCUAAAGAAUCUGUACAGAUUCUCAGAGAUUGGCUUUACGAACACCGAUAUAAUGCCUACCCUUCAGAACAGGAAAAAGCACUGCUAUCAAAACAGACUCAUCUUUCCACACUUCAGGUCUGUAACUGGUUCAUUAAUGCUCGUCGAAGGCUCUUGCCAGAGAUGCUACGGAAGGAUGGUAAAGACCCAAACCAAUUUACCAUUUCACGCCGUGCCAGCAAGGGGCCCGAGGGCAUGAGUGACAGCUCACACUCACCCAAAAAUGACAGCUAUGAGUCUUGCUCACCUGCCUGCCCAGACAGCAUGACUAUCUCCACCAGUUACCCGAGAAAAACAGCAUCACCCACAAUGCCACCUUCACCCACUCUGGCCCGUCCCUCUGUCAUUUGCCACACCACCAUCACAGCUGCAAGCACAAAGAUCGAAGGGACCACGGAGUUGGCAGUCUUCAGCUGCCCAUCAGGCACAGGACUGGGCACAGAAUUCAACACACCACCACCUACACCCCCUGACCUCACAGCACAGGACUUCAGCGGCUUCCAGCUGCUUGUGGACGUGGCAUUGAAGAGAGCUGCCGAGAUGGAGCUGCAAGCUAAACGAGUGCUCGCUUAAAUACUGGAAAUGGAUGGAUAGGUGGAGCAUUGAUAUGUUUCAUAAACUUUCAUUCCUGGCCCCUAACCCCUUUUAAGUGUACUUUGCAGGGAGAUUAGGGAUGUGACUUUGUUGGGGAUGUAACGUGUUGAUGAAUUGUAAAGUCCUAAUCAUUUCUAUUUUUGCUAAAUGUAAAUCCAAUUGGUGCGGAUUUGUUAGUACAGUACACAUUUUAAGGUGCCUUGGCAGUCCACAUCUUUUUGUAUUUCAUUUGUGUAUAUAAAUAUAUGUAUAUCUUUCUUUUUUGCACACAGGUGACCAAAAAUGCAUAGACAAAGAUUUUGUACAUUUUGAGAAGAGAGACUUGCAUCUUCUCAGUUCCAUUUUUCCAUUGCAGUUUUGCAGAGGUUUGGUUCUGUGAUUUUUUUUUUUUUCCCCCCCACUCUGCCUCAUUUUUGAGAACAGUUGUGCAGUUUAUUCUGCCUAAUAUUUUUGCACAAUAUGGCAGGUCAUCUUUCUUCCUCCCUGUUUCUGUAUUGUACUGUAAUCACUACUGUUCCAGGUCAUACAUACAUACAUGUACUUAAGUUUUUUUAUUUUGUUUCAUAGUGUAAAGAAAAAACUUCUUUUUGGAAUGAUGUGUUUAGUUUGUUCAUUUUCAUUUUCUUUUGAGGCAUAUUCAGAUGUAGCACAACUUUAUUCUGGGAUUCUCUCAGAACACUCAGUGUAAAAACGGCCAGUGAAUGUGCCCCUCCUCCCAACAUAAACACACACAUACACCUAAAAGACUGCCUGCUUCACGCUGUCCCCAAAAGCCCCAACCCGUACCCUCUCCACACAUCUUACACCCUAGUGAGCUUGAGGAAUGAACACUACAUAAUUUACGUGUAUGGAAUGUGCCUUUAUUUUUUAUUGUGUUAAGACAUCACUAUCCACAGAUAGAAGGAAAAUGUUUUUACAUCACCAAAACAGAGGAAGACAGAAUUAAUUCCAGAUGGUUUUGGGACCUUUGUGUUCAUGCAUCGUAGUCAUGUGACAUGGUGCCUAACAGAUGUGAGUCCUCUUUUAUAUUGUGCAAUGGUUGUGGCAAAUAGGGGUCACAUGUUUAAAUAAAGUUUUGUUUUCUACAAAAUGA
Pangasianodon hypophthalmus (striped catfish) is the source of this 2192-nucleotide messenger RNA. RefSeq names its product TGFB-induced factor homeobox 1 (gene tgif1). Lineage: Eukaryota; Metazoa; Chordata; Actinopteri; Siluriformes; Pangasiidae. The record is from RefSeq and is a predicted model, not a curated record. Gene Ontology annotation, molecular function: DNA-binding transcription factor activity, RNA polymerase II-specific; RNA polymerase II cis-regulatory region sequence-specific DNA binding. Gene Ontology annotation, biological process: regulation of transcription by RNA polymerase II. Bases 335 to 1078 code for a protein of 247 amino acids. The transcript has 3 exons.